UUCUAGAUGAUCACAUUGUUUCAAGCAAUUUAUGUGACUCGGAAGUUGAACAGUACUCUGGAUAUAUAAACAUUGCGCCAGAUGCAAAUAUGUUUUUUUGGUUUUUUGAAUCUCGUAAUGAUCCAAAAAACUCACCAUUAACAAUAUGGCUUAGUGGUGGGCCAGGUUUUUCUUCAAUGUUUGCAUUAUUCCAGGAGGCUAGACCUUGUAAGGUAAUUGCAAAUACGACCAAAACCAUAAAGCCUCCAAAUAGAUUCUCAUAUGGAUCACGUUUAGUGAACACAACAGAACAAUGUGCCUCGGAUAUUUAUGAAUUUUUACAAAAAUUCUUUACAAAAUUUCCGAAAUAUGCAACUUUAGAUUUAAAUCUAUUUAGUGAAUCUUAUGGAGGUCAUUAUGUUCCAAUCAUGGCUAAACUUAUUGUUCAAAAUAAUAAUCUAAUCAAAACUGAGAAAAUGAAAGAUAAAAUACUAAUUAAUCUUAAAUCUUGUGGAAUUGGAGGGCCUUGGGUUAAUCCUUUGAUUACAAUGAAAUCUUAUGUCAAUUAUAUAGAGAACAAUACAUACAAUAAGUCCUUGAUAAGUCCACAGUUAGUUGAGGAGAUGCGCAAUAAAUGGAUACCAUGCCAACAGAAUAUUAAUGAAUGCUACCGAACAAAUACAACACAUGACUGCACCAUCGCCAACUCAACUUGCUGGGAUGUUUAUGUUCAAAUUUUUAAUCAAAGCUCUGGCGUUGAUGAAUAUGAUAUUCGUGCCCCAAAUGGCAUGGGCACACCAUUUGCAGAAUACGCAAAUUUCCUGGAUGAUCCUUCGGUCAGAAGAUCAAUUGGCAUUAAUACUAAUGAAAUAAAAACAAAUUAUGUGGAAAAUAAUGUAGAUAUAUAUAAUAGAUUUGCUGCUUCUGGUGAUAU
Racocetra persica is the source of this 913-nucleotide messenger RNA. NCBI's taxonomy places the organism in Eukaryota, Fungi, Glomeromycota, Glomeromycetes, Diversisporales, Gigasporaceae. The record is from the annotation of a GenBank genome assembly.